GUUCUCAAUAGAUUGCUGGACAGGCUAUGCAGCUGUCAGAUAUAUCCAUCAUAUCGCCCUCCAUUUUUCUUUAAGCUGUUAGGUCUCCAUCAGCUAUUGCUAUCGUUCAUAGUUUGCUUUUCAUGGAUCUCAAGUAUACCAUUAAAGAACAGGUCCUUCAAUUCCUUCCUGCUAAAUCACUGUUCAGAUGCCUGGCUGUUUGUCGAGACUGGAUGCACCUGAUUUUAACACCAUCCUUCCACCGUGAUCAAUCACUUCAUUGCCGUGGCAUAUCAGGCCUUUUUUGUCAGACUUCUGAAAAUCGUAUUGUCUUCAUACCAAUUAAUCCAAAAUCUUGUGGUGUACCAGAUCCAUCUUUGAGUUUUUUCCCAGAGCCUGUUGAAAUUAGGGCCUCAUCAAAUGGAGUGUUGUGUUGCCAAGGACGAAAUGGAAACUACUAUUUGUGCAAUCCAGUUACAAAACAAUUGAAAAUACUUCCAAAACCUACUGCUUUUCAUGGAUCUGAGCCAGCAGUUGUGCUGAUAUUUGAACUGUCACUGCUCGACUCUGUACCUGAGUACAAACUCAUUUGUGCCUUCGAAUCUUCCGAGUUUGAUGGUGCAACUGAAUUUGAAAUAUACUCCUCCAGAAAUAACUCAUGGAAUUUUCCUGGGGAGUUUUGUUAUGGAGCUAAAAUAGCUGAUCUGGGGUCUGGAGUUCAUAUCAAUGGUGUUGUUUACUGGCCUGUGGGGAAUAGUCGCAUUCUUUGUUUUGAUCUAACAAAGGAUAGGUCACAAUUCCUGGACAACAAUCCUGAUGAGCCCGACGCUGAGGCUGACUGCUUACUGGGAACAUUUGAUGGAAAGCUUUGUAAGGUUGAUAUCAAAUUGCCUGGCUAUCAAGUGUUUGUGAGUGUCUUGGUUAAUGUCCACGCAAAUACAAUGGCUUCGGAUGACAUGUGGGAAACUAGACUGGUGCUUGAUCCUGAUCACACUGAUAUGCCUUUGGAUCAAUUGGAUGACCCCAAACUUGUUGCUGUAAGCAGAGACAUUCUGGUGUUUGAGAGUGAGAACAGAUUUUACUCCUAUGAUUUUGAACACCAGGAAACUAAAAUACUACUGAGCCCUCCUCUGCCAGCUGAAUCGUAUUAUGUGAGAUGGGUGCUCUAUGUGAAUAGUCUUGUUUCAUUCUGAGCUUACCCUUGUUCACCUCUUGUACUUUCAUAAACUCUCAAGCUCCUAGUCUGAAUAAUGUGUGAUGUUUUUCUAUCAAUUGGGGAUGAUUUUUUUUUCUUUUUAUAUUUGAAUUGUGGAAAGAGUUUCCUUUGUGACAUCUUUAAUUCAGGGGUAUUUUUAACUGAUGGGAAGUUUAUAUUGCUUAGUCUUUGGAUGACCUGAAGUAUUUGUUGAACUUUGAAAUCUUUUUAAUGCUUGUAAUGAAGGCAUGAACUUGUGGGUUUUUAUACCAAGUUAUUAUGGGAACUAUUGAAGUUUGUCUA
This is a messenger RNA of Ipomoea triloba (trilobed morning glory), 1477 nucleotides long. Its product is annotated as F-box protein At5g49610-like. Gene Ontology annotation, molecular function: protein binding. The record is from RefSeq and is a predicted model, not a curated record. The coding region runs from base 123 to 1172 and encodes 349 amino acids. The transcript has 2 exons. NCBI's taxonomy places the organism in Eukaryota, Viridiplantae, Streptophyta, Magnoliopsida, Solanales, Convolvulaceae.